Protopolystoma xenopodis is the source of this 1359-nucleotide messenger RNA. NCBI's taxonomy places the organism in Eukaryota, Metazoa, Platyhelminthes, Monogenea, Polystomatidea, Polystomatidae. The record is from the annotation of a GenBank genome assembly.
CCUGAAACACUUGAAGAAAGUACUGACAUAAAGGAGCUUAUAAAAGUAAUUGAUUGCUGUUUAUAUUUUUUUAUAAAGCCGGUGAUUCCACUAGAGAAUCGAAAGGAUUCUAUUAAUUUAGUAUUCAUUGGGCAUGUUGAUGCUGGCAUGAUUGAUAAACGCACUUUGGAGAAGUAUGAGCGAGAAGCUAAAGAAAAAAACAGAGAAUCAUGGUAUCUCUCAUGGGCUCUCGAUACUAACAUAGAAGAACGUGAAAAAGGAAAAACCGUUGAAUGUGGCAGGGGUUUUUUUGAGACAGAAAAAAAACAUUUCAACCUUAUAGAUGCCCCAGGCCACAAAUCAUUUGUCCCUAAUAUGAUAUCUGGUGCCGCAACCGCGGAUCUUGCAAUCCUAGUUAUAUCUGCCCGUCGAGGAGAAUUCGAGACUGGAUUUGAAAAAGGUGGUCAAACUCGUGAGCAUGCUAUGCUUGUGAAGACAGCGGGUGUAAAGCAUAUGAUAGUAUUAAUAAAUAAGAUGGAUGAUCCUACGGUUGAAUGGGACGAAUUAAGAUACCUCGAAUGCAAGGACAAGUUUAUUCCAUACCUCAGAAAAAUUGGAUUUAACCUAAAGUCGGAUGUAUAUUUUAUGCCAUGUUCAGGCUUCACUGGCGCUUUUCUACGUGAUAUACCUCCUGAAUCUCUUUGUCCUUGGUUCAGGGGACCAAGCCUCCUGGAUUACUUAGACCAAUUGCCAAGCCUUGACAGGAAAGUAGAUGGACCUCUGCGACUUCCUAUAUCUGAGAAGUUCAAAGACAUGGGUGUUUUUGUAAUGGGGAAGAUUGAGUCUGGCCGUGUUAUCCGUGGACAAACUGCAUGCUUGCUACCAAAUAAAGUAGCAGUUGAAGUCCUACAGGUUCUAAAUGAUGAUUUAGAAGUCGACUUUGCGGCAGCCGGUGAGACAUGCAAACUUCGGCUAAAAAAUGUUGAAGAAGAAGACAUCUCGGCUGGAUUUGUAUUGUGUUCGCCUGAUGAUUUGUGUCAUGUCACCAAUGUUUUCGAUGCUCAGAUAGUCAUUAUUGAUUAUAAGUCUAUAAUAUGCGCUGGUUUUACCGCUAUGCUUCAUAUACAUUGCUGUUCCGAAGAAGUCAGGUUGCGCGCUCUUAUAUGUAAAAUUGACAAGCGAACAAAUCAGAAGUCUGAUAUUCGACCAAGGUUUAUAAAACAGGAUGAUGCAGCUAUUGCAAGAUUUGAAAUUUUAAAUGGUUCCAUUUGCAUGGAAACCUUCAAGGACUUUCCACAAAUGGGAAGGUUCACCCUGCGUGACGAAGGAAAGACCGUUGCAGUUGGAAAAGUCAUGAAAGUCCUUCUCACCAACAAUUGA